Lolium perenne is the source of this 4089-nucleotide messenger RNA. RefSeq lists its product as uncharacterized. Gene Ontology annotation, molecular function: protein binding. NCBI's taxonomy places the organism in Eukaryota, Viridiplantae, Streptophyta, Magnoliopsida, Poales, Poaceae. The record is from RefSeq and is a predicted model, not a curated record.
UUUGGAUGCCUGAGCACAGGUUGCAGGUUCAGAACUGUGUUAGACUAAUGGCUUCCAUUCGUUGGGCGCUAUUGCUCUUUCUUGUACAACUCCCCACGCUAGCCACCUCCAGCACUCACGGUGAUCGUAACCUCACACCAUGGUGCCAUCCUGACCAGGCUGCAGCGCUUCUCCAACUGAAGCAGUCCUUCUUGUUUGCAGCAACUACGGCCACUCUCCUUCCGUCAUGGCAAAAUGGCACCGAUUGCUGUCUCUGGGAGGGCGUUCGCUGCGACGCUUCUUCUGGUUUUGUCACUGAACUCGAUCUCAAUGGGUAUGGCCUGUACAGUCGUCAUGGCUUGGACCCUGCACUUUUUAGCCUCAAAUCCCUUCGACGUCUCGACCUUAGCAUGAACUAUUUAGGGGAUUACAGCUGCAACAUCUGUGGGAAUCAGAAUUUCGAGAGCCUCACUUCCCUAACCCACCUCAACCUCUCCAAUUCGGGUUUGGUUGGCCAGAUACCUCUCGGCAUCAGUAAACUCGUUAACCUUGUCUCCCUGGAUCUUUCAAGUCAUGCAGUUUUUGGUGACGGUGGUGAUCUUACCUCUGUAGAUGGCAGUUCUAACUAUCUGCAGGAAGCAAAUUUUGAGUCACUAGUAGCAAACCUCAGCAAUCUAAGAGAGCUCUACCUUGACGAAUUGCAGAUAAUGUCUAGCAGCGGUGAAGAUUGGGGCAAAGCUCUUGCAAAAUCUGUUCCUCAUCUUCAGGUCCUUAGCUUGAGAAGAUGUGGGCUGAAUGGUCCUAUUCAUCAUUCCCUCGCAAGCCUCCGUUCUCUCGUUGCUAUCGACCUUGGAUCCAAUUACUUUCCUGGUCCAGUUCCAGAGUUCUUUGCGGAUUUUCUCAAUUUAAGUGUGCUUCAACUUUCAGAUAUGGAACUUCAGGGGUGGUUCCCUCAGAGAUUUUUUCAGCUCAAACAUCUAAGGGUCCUCGAUUUGUCCUCAAACCCGAAUCUCUCAGGGCAUUUGCCAAACUUUUCCCACUCAAGUUCUCUAGAUACUCUGAGGCUAGAGGGGACCAACUUUUCCUAUUAUAAACCAAGUUCUUCUGCCAAUUUCAAGCUAUUGAGGGAGUUAACUCUUGAUGGAAAAUUUAUAUCCAAGGAUUUUCUCUCUUCAGUCGGUGUACUUGGGUCUUUAUGCCAGUUGAAAGUCACUUUGAUGGACUCACAAAAAGAUUUGGGAUCAAUUUUAUCAUGGAUUGGAGACCUCAGGAACUUAAUGAGCUUGGAACUCUAUGGGUGCAACUUCUCUUGGACAAUGUCUUCUUCCAUUGGUAACCUGAAGGCCUUAAGAAGCUUGAAGAUGAUUGAUUGCAACCUCCCUAGGCCCAUACUGUAUGAAAUUGGCAAUCUCAUUAACUUGCAAAGCUUGGAAAUAUCUGGUAUGUUUGGCUGCAAAUUACAUGGUUCACUUACAUCUUCAAUAGGCAACCUCACAAAUUUAAGAAGCUUGUAUAUGAUGAAUUGUGAGGCUUGCGGGACAAUGCCAUCUGCAGUUGGUUAUCUCAUAAACUUGAGAAGGUUGGAGAUCUUGUCGUGUGAGUUUGCUGGGAAAAUACCAUCUACAAUUGGUAACCUCACUAAUUUGAAAAGCAUGGUUAUUUCGUAUAGUCAGUUUUCUGGGCCAAUACCUUUGGCAACUGGGCAACUCAAGGCACUGACACGGCUAACUAUUGAAGACCGGAGCAUUUCUGGGAGGAUACCAAGUUCAAUUGCCAAUUUGACUCGACUGGUACAAUUACAAAUUACAAAUACAUUUCUAAGUGGGGAAAUUCCAGCAUCCCUUUUUGCUCUGCCAGCACUACGCUUCUUGAGACUUGAUCAAAAUCAACUUUCAGGUCCUAUAGAAGAGUUUGAUGCGGCGUCUUCAUGCUUGAUUGAAGUGGUAUUGAGCGGUAAUGUAUUGACAGGACAGUUUCCUAAGUCGUUCUUUCAGCUGGCAAGUUUGACAGGUCUAGAAAUCGACCAGAACAACUUCGUAGGUUCGGUGGAUCUUUCAUCCUUCGGGAGGUUAAGAAAGCUCACUGCUUUGGAUCUUUCUCACAAUAAGUUUUCUGUUAUGAUAGAGGAAGGAACUAACUCUUUGUCUACCUCUCUGUUUGGAUUGGAAACCUUGGGGCUUGCAUGUUGCAAUAUAACCAAAUUUCCUAGUUUUUUGACACAUCUUGACAGCAUGUCUUAUUUGGACCUUUCUUGCAAUAGAAUCACUGGGGAUAUACCGAAGUUGAUAUGGGAGAGAUGGAACAAUAGCCUCUUCCAGUUAAAUCUUUCACACAAUAUGUUCACCGGUAUGCAACUUACUCCAUAUGUUCUUCCUUUCGGUAGCUCCUUGGAAGUUCUUGAUCUUAGUUCCAAUAGUCUUCAGGGACAGAUUCCCAUGCCAAAAUUAUCAGCAGAAUAUUUGGAUUAUUCACACAAUAAUUUCUCUUCUGUUCUUCCAAACUUCACUCUGUAUCUCAGUCGUACCAACUAUCUCAGGAUGUCCAACAAUAGUAUAAAUGGACAUAUACCAAAUACAAUCUGCGUUUCCAGGCUAGAUGUCCUUGAUCUGUCAUAUAACAACUUUAGCGGGACGAUUCCUUCUUGUCUGAUAGAAAAUGCACGACGGAGCGUACUAAAUUUGAGAGAGAAUCACUUGGAAGGGACGAUGCCAUCUAAUAUUUCAAGUGAAUGUACUUUCCAGACAAUAGAUUUGCAUGGCAAUAAGAUUGAGGGGCUGCUUCCAAGGGCACUUUCUAACUGCAAUAAGUUGGAGGUUUUUGACAUUGGAAACAAUCUAAUAGUUGAUACUUUCCCAUCUUGGCUAGGGAAGCUUUCCAGUCUGUAUGUUCUUGUCUUAAGAUCCAACCGAUUCUAUGGUUCCGUAGAUGACGUUAUCGGGAAUUACCGACACAGAGGGCACUUCUCUAGCUUGCAAAUUGUUGAUCUUGCCUUGAACAACUUCUCUGGCAAUUUGAAUUCUGAAUGGGUUGGCCAGCUGAAAUCAAUGAUGGCUAAGUUCAAUAGUAGCGGAGAUAUUGUCCGUGCUACAAACUUAUCAGGUAUGGCGGAAUUUUAUCAAGAUUCUACUGAGAUCACAUACAAGGGGUCCUACAUGACAUUUGAAAGGAUCUUGACUACCUUAACAGCCAUUGACAUCUCAAAUAAUAGAUUGGAAGGUACCAUUCCUGAGUCAGUUGGACGGCUUGUUUCACUGCGUCUACUAAACAUAUCGCACAAUGCCUUCACCGGAAGAAUUCCAUCCCAGCUUGGUGGCAUGACUGAUCUGGAGUCGCUGGACCUUUCUUGCAACCAACUCUCAGGGGAUAUUCCGCAAGAACUUGCAGAUCUCACCUUUCUGAGCGUCCUGAAUUUGUCUGAGAACCAGUUGGUGGGUAAGAUACCACAAUUACGCCAGCUCUCCACAUUUGAGAGUAGUUCAUUUGACGGCAACUUGGGACUGUGUGGACCACCAUUGUCCAACCCCUGCAGCGUUUCACCCGCUCCUCCAAGUGAGGAAUAUUUGGAGGAGUCCUCUCAUAUCGAUGUUGUCUUGUUUCUCUUCGUGGGACUGGGAUUUGGUGUCGGAUUUGCAGCUGCUAUUCUAGUGAGAUGUGGCUGGAUCGGCGAAUGGUUUUUAAAAUCCGUGAGAGCUUUGCAGACCUGAAUUACUUCCAAGGGCAAGCAUGCUUUGCUGAAAGGAGAUAUACACACGUGAGGCAUUGAAGCCUAAUGUGGUUUCCGCAUAUAUACGUGUGUGCGUUUUCUCGUUUUCUGUAGCCUUUGGUACUUAAGUAUUGUAAGUGUGGAUUAAUAAUUCGCACUCAUGCGUGUAUGCAGUGCUCUCAUGUAUCAAGACAACUACACCUAUCUGUAUUGUAUACUCUGUGAUAGCUUUGCUAAUUGGCUUUCCAUGCACUAGCCUGCGUGUCAAGGUGCUAGGUAUACUAUGAUACUGUCUGGCCUGUGAUGUUUUCCUGUAUAUGUAGUGGGUGAUUGUGAUAAGCAUAGUUACAGGGAAAUUCCCUGAAUUCCAUAAUUAUGUACUAUUUUAAUCUACUGUAUCUGGUCAA